AUGUUAACCUCUAUCCCAGCAGAAAUUUAUCAAAAUAUCUUUAAAGAUCUUGAUACAGAUUCAUUAUAUUCAGCUAUUCUGGUUAAUCGUAUAUGGUGUUCCAAUGCUAUUUCUAUUCUUUGGCAAAACCCAUUUGAAAUUCUGUAUCAAAAUGACGAUAGUGAAUAUUUUGAAACAGACGUGAAAUCAAUUAUAAAAACUUAUAUUUCUUGUCUUCCAAAAGAAUCUAAACUUAUGUUGUCUUUCCCUGAUUUGUGUAUUGACUUAUUAACAUCAUCAAUUCCAACUUUUAAUUACCCAUCAUUUUUACAUACAUUAAAUUAUGUUUUAUUAUCUGAUUCUGUGAAUAGAACCAUUAAAGAUAAUGCUAAUGUGAUGAUGGUCCUAAUUCUAUUAUGCAAAUUAUUUUUCGACCAAGGCUUUCACAUUAGAUCACUUGAAUUUAGCACUCAUAUGAUAAAAGAUUAUAUGGAUGAUGCACCACUUUAUUGUCUUUCCUCAAUAGCCGAAAUAGCAAAGGAAAUUCGUGUUUUAGAUAUUUUAUUGGAAUCUGAAAAUGAGAAUGAAUCUGGUAGUAAUGAGCUAUUUACGUUGAUAAAUGCUCAAGAUAAUUUACAACAGAUCACAAUGAUCUCUUUAAGAAAGACGACAAAAGCCAUUUCAGCACUUCGGUCAAAAUCUAAUACCCUCCGAAAGAUCUUUAUAAAAGGAAUUACUUCCUUUUCAUUGGAUUUCUUUAAUGAAUGUUCGAAUCUUGAAGAACUAUCUUUAUUAUAUAAUGAAUCGCAUCUACUUACGAAUCCUCAAAUUGCCAGACAACUUCGAACUGAAAUUCAAGGUUACAUACAAGCCGGAACUCUGGACCGUACUCAAAUGGUACCAUCUGUACAAAUGGUCUCUGCUAUCCGAAGGACGGUGGCAAACAUACAAGGAACAACGAUUCCUCGAAUUCAAGCCAUAACAAACGAGAAACAGCAAUUACAACAUUCUUCCGAAGUGAAUAUACAACCAUUUAAUCCUAAUUACUCAAAUCUAUCUAAACUUACUGUAUUCCAGAUCAACCUUGACAGUUUUCAAACUACAGAACAAGUAAUUGAUAUAAUUCAAUGUAAUAAGGGUGGUCUUCGUGAAUUACGUGUUCAAAAAACUGCUCCGAUAUCUGUAGAGCAUUUGAAGCAAUUAUUCUUAAUGGUUAUUAAUCAUUGUCCAAAUCUUAUUCAUAUUACGUUAUGUAUUCCAAACAUAGCAAUAUCAGAAAUUCCAAAUCUUUUUAAAAAAUGUUUAUCACUUGAAGAAGUUUAUUUGAGAGCAGUAAAAGCAAUGGAUAUUAGCGAAACUCUUGAUGAAAUGGGAUUUGAUGUUCCAAUUAAUCUAAAAUCCCUUAGUUUAGGGUUAUAUAGUUGGAAAUAUUCGCUUGAGGCUAUUAAGGGAUUUUUGAAUGGAUGUGAAUUGAGAGUAAAUAAGAAACCUAUUAGGUUUUUGUAUAGCAAUAAUUUGACUAAAGAUGUUAUUGGUGUACUCGAGAUGUAUGAGUCGAAGGGAAUAUUAGAGUUGGUUGAAAAGAAAUUAUGGUAUGCAUAA
This is a messenger RNA of Dentiscutata heterogama, 1581 nucleotides long. NCBI's taxonomy places the organism in Eukaryota, Fungi, Glomeromycota, Glomeromycetes, Diversisporales, Gigasporaceae. The record is from the annotation of a GenBank genome assembly.